Molecule: messenger RNA, 3712 nt
Organism: Candoia aspera
Lineage: Eukaryota; Metazoa; Chordata; Lepidosauria; Squamata; Candoiidae
Gene: CEP112
Product: centrosomal protein 112
Exons: 29
Coding region: 431-3367 (978 amino acids)
Source: RefSeq, a predicted model, not a curated record
GACUGCGCUUGGGUGGGCUCCUAGCAGCGGUUGCGUCUCUCCUGGAUUUCUUCUGCGGGCCCGAAGAGCAGGCUUGGGGGCGCGGGGCUUUUCCCAGUCUCAUGAAUAGCAGGAGGAGGAGGAGGAGUAGACUUGUCAGUGCCGAGAGUUUGGGAGUCUGCGAGACAGUUCGGUUCCCCCCUUACAUUCCACUCCUUUAGACCGCUUGCGUUUUCACCCUUGGUGAGGUGGUUGUGCUAAACCCUCCCCUCAGUGGGAAGCUGUGCCCAAAGCCUCUGACAUCGUGGACUGCGUGAGAACCACAAACAUUGACGGAGUUGUGUGCUUACUGUUACCUGCUACCCAAUCUACCAAAAACAAACCCAGGAAAGAUACUUAAUAAAAAUGAUCUUGGAAAACACAUCUGUACAUAGUUUAUUGAAUCAGCACAAUGAGCAGUGAAGAGGAAGCAUGGGAGAAAUUGGACUCAGAAUUUGACCACUAUGUUGUGGAUAUGAAGCCUUAUGUUUUAAAGCUACCUCAUAAAUCAGAACGUUACAGAUGUGCUGUUUGGAUUAAAAAACUUUGUGAGCCUUCAGGUACUGGUACAGGAAUUGUUGGCAGGAAGAAUAGAAACUUAUAUGCAAAACUGCUUCUUCAUAUGCUAAAGAGAGGAGUGCUGGAGGGACCAUUUACACAUAAACCGGAAUCAGGAAUAUUGAAAACACUUCCGUCCUACAUGUCAAUCUAUUUUGAUGAACCAAGUUCAAAAAGAGUUUGGAGUAACAUCCCAGAAGAUUUAGAAAAUUUACCUGACUGGGUCAUGGGAGAAUUGGGCCAGAGUGAUUGUAAAUCAGAUGAAUCCUGGAAACUUUCCUUUAGAGAAGAGUCUGCUUUGGUAACCUCACCAUCUAAACAGAGGGAACAAUAUACCUGCAAUGGAAAACUAGCGUUAAAGUCACAUUCUGUGAGUCCUCCUCAUUUGUCAGAAGAUGAGAACUUUCCAUCAAAGACAAGGGGAGAUAGUUGUACAAGAAAAAUUUCUUUUGAUGACAGUGACCUUGAAGCUCGUCUCAACAGUUGGAAUCUUGGGCUCGAAAAUCCUAGAUAUUUACGUGAGAAACCUGUAUCCCUGUCAUUGAUGUCACCCAAGUUAGGUCUGGGGAAAAACAGCAGUUUUCGAGAUGAACAAAUGUUGUUCCGAAUACAUGAAAAGGAGCUGUUGGGAACAGCCGAGGCAGUAUGUCAAGUGCUAAAGGACAGAGAUGAGAAUAUCCCAACUAAACUGCUGGAGAUGAAAUCAAAAUUGAUGGAAGCUAAGCUUCAUGAAGAAAAGCUUAAAUUACAACAGAAGCAUGAUGCAGAUGUUCAAAAGAUUUUGGAUAGAAAAAACAAUGAAAUUGAGGUACUGAAGACCUUGUGUAGAACAAAACAGAGUGAAGCUGAAGAGACUAUUCAAAAGCUUGAAAAAAAAGUUCAGACACUUGUUCGUGAGUCACAAGUCAUUAGAGAAGCUAAGGAAAAACAAAUUGUGGAACUAAAAAAGUUAUGUGAUCAGAGUACAGAUUCCCUGAACAAUGAAUGGGGGAAAAAGCUCCAUAAUGCUGUAGCUGAGAUGGAAAAAGAGAAGUUUAAUCUCCAGAAAAAACACACAGAAAAUAUCCAAGAAUUGCUGGAGGAUACAAAUACACGUUUAAGUAAAAUGGAAGCAGAAUAUUUGGCACAAACCAAAGCAACUAACCAGAUGGUCAAAGAGCUAGAGGCCCGGGUCUAUCAGUUGACAGUGGAAGCUGAAACAAGUAAUUUGCAGCGUCAGAAAUUAUCUCAAGAGAAAAACAAUCUGGAACAGUCUUACCAGGCUGUAUGUGGGGAACUUGAAGAAAUCAAGGCAAGGCAAAACUCACUUCAAAAGGAAAGAGGGCGCAUGAUGGAAGAAUAUGAACAGAACAUUAAACAGUUACAAAACAAGUAUGAUGUUGACCUAAAUUUGAUGAAGAAGGAGCAAGCUCUUUCUGCAGUGAAGGCAUCAGAUGUGAUUGAAGAAUUAGAGCAGUAUGUGUCUCAAUUAAAACAACAGUUACUAGAAUCAGACCAUCAAAGGCAGCAACAACUGAGGGAACGAGAGCAAGCUUUUCUACAAGAAAAAGCUACCUUAGAGAGAAUUCAUGAAAAAAAGAUUUAUGGAAUACAGAGCGACUUUGAUAAAGAGAGAGUAGAGUCACACAAGAAGAUACAGAAGUUGGAAGAUCUUCUGAGGGAGAAGGAGGAGCAUCUGAUUCAGGUGAUGGAGGCACAGAGACUGCAGGCCCAGCAGGCUGAUGCUGCCCUGGAGGAGUUUAAGCGGCAGGUGGAGCUGAACUCGGAGAAAGUGUAUGCAGAAAUGAAAGAGCAGAUGGAAAAGGUAGAAGCAGAUCUUAGCAGAUCAAAAUCUCUCCGGGAAAAACAGUCAAAAGAUUUUUCCUGGCAGUUGGAGGAGAUCAAGCAAAAAUAUGAACAACAGAUAGUAGAGCUGAAGCUGGAGCAUGAACAGGAAAAGACGCACCUAUUCCAACAACAUAACACAGAAAAGGAUUGCCUGGUCCGAGACCAUGAACGGGAAAUUGAGAAACUGGAAAAACAGCUUCGGGCUGCCAUGACAGACUACGACAAUAAAACUCAGGAAUGUAGGAAACGAGAUGCUCAGAUCAUCUGUGAUAUGGAAGCCCAGAUUCACACUCUGAGGGAAGAGCUGAUUCAGGUGAAUACUCAAAGAAAACAGCAAUUGGUAGAACUUAGUCUUCUUCGGGAAGAAGAAAAGCAAAGAGCUGUUCGGGAUCAUGAGACUGCCAUGAACAAACAGAAAGCUGAGUCUGAAAAAAUGAUUCUAGACCUGAAAAAGAGUAAUGCUGCAGAAAAGGAGAUGGCACUGGAAAAGGCCAACAGCAGGUUGAAGCAGAUUGAAAAGGAAUACAGUCAGAAGCUCGCCAAAUCUUCACAGAUCAUAGCUGAACUUAAGAAAACCAUUUCCUCUCUGACGGAGGAAAGCAACCAGCAGAAGCUUGCUGGAGAAAGGCGUCUGCAAGAUAUUUUACAAAAGUUUGAAGAAGAGAAGCGGCAGCUGAUUAGAGAUAAUGGCACAGCAAUCAAGGGCUUACAAGAUGAGAUUGAGAGUUACUGCAAUCAGGUUUGCUCUGCAGAAAAGAAGCUGCAACAGAAAGAUCUGGAGACACAGGAACAGGUGACUUCUAUACGGCAAGAAUAUGAAACCAAACUGAAAGGUCUAAUGCCAGCAUCUUUGCGACAAGAACUCGAAGACACAAUUCUCUCACUAAAAUCUCAGGUAAAUUUUCUACAAAAAAGAGCAUCUGUCCUACAAGAGGAACUGAGCACAUAUCGUACCAGAAGGUAAUUACUGGAGGUGACUCUUUUAUUCAAGUGUCGAAUGGAUUUCUUUCAGCAGGUUUGAAGAUUUGGAUCUUUUGAAUUAAUCUGGGAGAUCAGUGAUAGUUCUAUAAAAGCAGAUUGUGUAAUUAAGGAAUAAAAGUACAUCCCUUAUUCAUAACAGUAUUUUAAGUUACUAUACAUUUGAAUUAUUUUAUCAUUAUAAAAAGAUUCUAUGUUUUUGAUAUAUUCACUACCUGUAUCUUAUUAAUUUACUUAAGAAAAACAUAAUUUUGUUUGCUUACAUUGCUUUUGUCACUUGUUUCAUAAUGCAGUUUUGUUUUUAUACAUGCUAAAAUCAAGUCCUUAUUAU